Helobdella robusta is the source of this 2315-nucleotide messenger RNA. RefSeq lists its product as hypothetical. Lineage: Eukaryota; Metazoa; Annelida; Clitellata; Rhynchobdellida; Glossiphoniidae. Gene Ontology annotation, molecular function: glutamine synthetase activity. Gene Ontology annotation, cellular component: cytoplasm. The record is from RefSeq and is a predicted model, not a curated record. Bases 210 to 1292 code for a protein of 360 amino acids. The transcript is spliced from 10 exons.
CCAAUUCGUAAAUCCUCAACUAAUACGACCGUUCUGAUGUAAUCUUUUAUAUAAUUUUUGUACUUUUUUCAACUUAAAUUAAUGCUAACUUUAUAACACUAACUUUUUAUUUAUUACCUUAUUUUGUAAUUUAUUUUGAGUGGAAAGAUUAAAGAAGAAGGAAGAUUUGAAAGAAAGAACAAAAGAAACCGAAGACAAAACCUACAAAAAUGCCAGGAGCAACCUUAAACAAGCAAAUGACCCAACAUUACAUGAGCCUGCCACAAGCUGAUGAUCAGAUACAGGCCAUGUACGUGUGGAUCGAUGGGACAGGUGAAUACCUCAGAUGCAAAACAAGAACUGUCAACUUUGUGCCACAAAAAGCUGAAGAACUGCCAAUAUGGAACUACGAUGGUUCGAGUACUUACCAAGCGGAGGGCUCCAACUCUGACAUGUUCCUGAAACCUGUGGCACUCUUCAACGAUCCGUUUAGAAGGGGGAAUAAUAAAUUAGUGCUCUGCGACACCUAUAAGUACAACAAUCUGCCUGCUGACAGCAACUAUCGUGUGGAAUGUAAAGAAGUGAUGACGAAGGCCACUGACCAACACCCCUGGUUCGGUAUCGAGCAGGAAUACACACUCCUCGACGUCGAUGGACAUCCUUUGGGCUGGCCCAAGCUGGGAUAUCCCGGCCCACAAGGCCCAUAUUAUUGCGCAGUCGGUAGCGAUAAGCAGUACGGCAGGGACAUCCUCGAAUGCCACUACAGGGCCUGCCUCUUCGCCGGCAUCAAAAUCGCCGGCACAAAUGCAGAGGUCAUGCCCUCUCAGUGGGAAUUCCAAAUUGGACCCUGUGAGGGCAUUGAGGCUGGAGACCAUUUGUGGAUGGCGAGGUUCAUACUGCACAGAGUGGCAGAGGAUUUCGGUGUGGUUGUAACCUUUAACCCCAAACCGAUGCCAGGAAAUUGGAACGGGGCUGGGGCACACUGCAACUACAGCACAAUCGAGAUGAGAGAGGAGGGCGGACUCAAGGCAAUCAACAAAGCCAUCGAGAAGUUAUCGAGAAGGCAUGAGGAGCACAUCAAGGCGUACGAUCCCAAGAAUGGAGAGGAUAACAAGAGAAGGCUCACUGGUCUCCACGAAACGGCGAGCAUCGAUGACUUUUCGGCCGGGGUGGCGAACAGAGGUGCCAGCAUUCGAAUACCGAGACAAGUUGCAUCGGACGGUUUCGGUUACUUGGAAGAUAGGAGGCCCGCAUCCAACUGCGAUCCAUACAGAGUUACGUCCAUGAUCGUCAAGACGACUGUACUCGAGUGAGGUGCAAGAGUACUCGAGUCAGGGUGCAGGAGUACUGAACUUUGCCCUUGAUUAGAGUGCGAAGGAACUAGAUUUGAGUGAAAUUGAAUGAAUGGUUAAAUGUUUGAUAGAUUUAAGAAAUGAAACGAAUGAACGGAAAAUAGAAACUGAAUGAAAACGAAACAGAUUAACGAGUAUGAAGGACCUCGUGCUGUGGGAGGGAUGUUGAUGAUAUUUGAUUGGAAAUAACCUUUAUAGCUUCUACGUAGAAACGUACACACAAACACACACACACACACGCACGCACGCAAGCAAGCACUUGAAACUGCAAACACUCGAGGAACAGGUGCUUAGAAGUUUGUAAUAGAAAUAACAGCAGAAUGCUCUCUGAUUCCUCAUCCGCACACAUUUAUACGUGCAAAUAAUUACUUAUAUAGAUGCAUACAAUGUAAAUAUACCUACAGAAACUUAGAAAUACGCACAAAUACUUAGAAAUACGCACAAUGCAAACGUCUGAAUUACCUACAUGGCACGCACAACGUACACCGCUUGUAUUUGCAAUGUCAUUCAACACAUUCAUUGUAUCAAUCACAAUAAUCAAUCUCGCUUUUUGUUUUAAUAGCAUUAAUAAUAUUAAAUAUAUUUUAUUUAUAAUAUGAAGUAACCAGUUGUAGUUACAGUAACGAUACUUUGAUGGCUUCUUUUUUAAAUCUUCGUCUCUUACUGAGUUUUUAUAAAAGCUUUUUCCAUAGUCGUUGCGUAAACUGAUAUUCGUAAAUGUGCGUGUGUACAACUUUUGUUUUUAUAUUUGUAUGUUUGUAUGUAUGUGUUUGUACAUUACAUAUGUAUGUAUGUUUAAUGUAUGUUUGUAUAUAUGAAUGUAUGUAUGUAUGUACGUGAAUAAAAUACAAUAAAGACAAUAGCGUAGAGCGUGGCAUAUUACAAUAAAGAUGUGCCGAUCGUAUUUUGUGUGAUAAUAUAUUUUUUGGUGUUUUAACAAUAAAACUGCUUUAUGACAUUGCUAUAAUACUUUAAAUUAUUUCA